UUCGACGAAAUAACCUCCUCACAGCCGGAAUAAUUGGUUGUGGUGUAUUGGGAAUUUACUUUUAUUCUAUGUACGCAGUGAAACAGGAAACGUUCCUGGACGAUUUUGAGGAGCCGCGUAAAGUAAUCGAAAAACAAUAAUAAUGUCCGCAGUAAACGCUUUGAGAUUACCUCCUUUACCUUCUGUUAGAGAUUUAGUUCGUUUAUAUAAGCUAAGAGCAAUUAAACAGUUAUCGCAAAACUUUUUAUUGGAUGAAAGAAUAACAGAUAAAAUAGUAAAGUGUGCAGGUAAUAUUAGAAAUCAGUAUAUUUGUGAGGUUGGUCCCGGCCCCGGGAGCAUAACAAGAUCGAUUUUGAAAAGACAACCAAAAAAAUUAAUAGUAGUCGAAAAGGAUCCCCGAUUUUUACCCACUUUGGAGUUAUUACAAGAAGCUUCAUCACCACACACGGAUUUUAUCAUUGAAAUUGGUGAUAUUAGAUCUUAUAACUUUGUUGUUGGAUUUGAAAAAGUGUAUAAACAUGAUUGGCUUGAAUUGCCCCCUCCUAUUCAUUUAAUAGGAAACCUACCAUUUAAUGUCUCAACAAAUUUAAUAAUUCGAUGGUUAUCUUCAAUAUCUGAAAAGAAAUCUGCUUGGUUGUAUGGGAGAACACCGUUAACUUUAACAUUUCAAAAAGAAGUUGGUGAACGGAUUAUUGCGUCGGAUUCAGAUAAACAAAGAUGCCGAUUAUCAGUUAUGUGCCAAUUAUGGUGUGAUGUGGAGUAUAAAUUUACUAUUCCUGGAAAAGCAUUUGUACCUAAACCAGAUGUUGAUGUGGCAGUGGUUACUUUUGUACCUAAAAGAUAUCCUUUCGUAAAUUUACCUUUUAAAUUGGUUGAAAAAGUUUUAAGGAAUAUUUUUAAUAUGAGACAGAAAUAUGCUUUGAGAGGUGGAGAAACUUUAUUUCCAGAAAAAUUAAGGGAACAGUUAGGUACACAAUUAUUUGUUUUAGCUGAUGUUGAUUAUGAAACAAGACCUUUUCAAAUCACCAAUGAAGAAUUUUCUAGAUUAUGUUAUGCUUAUGAUACUUUAUGUAAGGAGUAUCCUGAAAUUGUUAAUUUUGAUUUUCGAUCUACUAAAUGUACUGAUGAUGUUUUGUAAUAAUUGUUGUUAGUAAAAAAUACUUAGAUUUAUAA
Onthophagus taurus is the source of this 1173-nucleotide messenger RNA. It is a transcript of the gene mtTFB1, whose product is annotated as Mitochondrial Transcription Factor B1. Lineage: Eukaryota; Metazoa; Arthropoda; Insecta; Coleoptera; Scarabaeidae. Gene Ontology annotation, molecular function: rRNA (adenine-N6,N6-)-dimethyltransferase activity; mitochondrial transcription factor activity. Gene Ontology annotation, biological process: transcription initiation at mitochondrial promoter; rRNA methylation. The record is from RefSeq and is a predicted model, not a curated record. Gene Ontology annotation, cellular component: mitochondrial matrix.